This is a messenger RNA of Chaetomium strumarium, 1374 nucleotides long. RefSeq lists its product as uncharacterized. The coding region runs from base 26 to 1354 and encodes 442 amino acids. Lineage: Eukaryota; Fungi; Ascomycota; Sordariomycetes; Sordariales; Chaetomiaceae. The transcript is spliced from 4 exons. The record is from RefSeq and is a predicted model, not a curated record.
AGGUAGAACCGACAAAGCCCACGAUAUGAGCAUCCAAGCUUGUAAGAACUGUCCAAACUUGGAGGUGUACACGCCAAACUUAAAUGGGCACGAGAAUAGGUGGCAAUCCCAGUCAGUGCGAUGUGACGAACUACAGACAAGCACCGAGACAAAACACCCUUUGACCAUCAUUUUCGCUCAGGCGGACGCUGUUCGCGAAUGCGAAAGUUGCAAGAAGACCUUCGAAGACCGGUUUGGGAUUUACAAGUUCUGGUGGACUAAUUGGGCCCGUCGUUCGAACGGAUACUAUGGCUGCGAAGAGCACGGAGACGAGGAAAACCAGCUCAAGACAUACAACACAUGGUUUCGUUUCUUGGUCAAGAUGACUGAGCCGGCUCCUGGCUCACGCAAAAUCGCAUACCACUGGCUCAAGUGGAAUGUGUUCACUCACUGGGUGUCGAAAACGAAGCAGACGUUUCUCAUUGCGUUCGAUCCGAAGGAUUUUGUCAAGAAGGUCAUUCUUUCGAUAACACUCCCAGCACCACUGGACCUAUCCCAGGAGCCGCCUACGGUGAGGUGUAUCUAUGAGGAUCCAUACUGGGUCCAUGUCCCGAUUCUGGAACAAGUUGCCGACAGUCAAGACGUCGCCGUGUGGAAAAUCCGCGACUUAGUCCGCACCCGAGAAAAGAGCCGACCCGAUGUCGCCGCGCCGAAUCCCGACUACGAACGGGACCACGACAUCGCCCGCCACGCCAUCCACGUCUCUGAGACGGUCGAAUUGUCCACCAAGACGUUGGAUCAUAUACUAUACAUGCACAAAGACUUUGCGAGACGCCAUCUUCCCGAGCCAAAGCCAGGCGAGGUCUCGAGCUAUCAUCAGAUCGACAAGCAGCUGUGGUUUCUCGAGCACACGAUGCACAGCCUGAAAGCUCGAUCAGUAUCAAACAAGGAUCGUCUCCUCAACGAGAUCCAGCUUGCUUUCAAUAUUGUGUCGCAGUACGACUCGCAGACGUCCGUUUUGAUUGGGCGGGCGACGCAGUACGACAGCUAUUCGAUGCGGACCGUGGCCUUCUUGACGCUUGCCUUUCUUCCCGCUACCUUUAUCUCGGCCGUGUUCAGCAUGUCGUUUUUCGAUAUUGACGACGACAUGAACUGGCGAGUCUCGGCAAAGAUCUGGAUGUACUUUGCCAUUGCUGGACCAGUGACAAUCGUGGCCGUGUCGGUAUGGCUUUUUUGGCAAAAGCUGAUUCCUGCGGAACGAGUCGCCUACGCCGAAAUCAGCGAUCGGGGUCGAGUCGAUAGUGGGAGAGGCAGCAUCCGUGGGCCUUGGAACGGAUCAAAGUUUGCACAUGCGCCAUAUAGUUUCCAAGUUUAGUGUCGCGUUCAAUCCAAUGU